GACCCGGAAGGGACAGUUUAUGCUGCUGGCUUCACGUAGGUGAAAAUGAUUCUGACAACAACACUAUCGCGUGUCAAACUAGUUAGCUAGAUAUUUGGUUGAAAAGUAAUGAUUGUGUAACACUGACAGAUAAAUUACAAUCAAAACACCGUUAGAUUGUCACAUCUGCAUAGACUGUGGUUGCUAGCAAAAGCACCGACAGGGCAAGUACACUGUACUACGCUCGCAUCAACUCAACAACAGCGCCGUGGAGGACUAGCUCGCUGGCUUGCUAGCUACUGUUUCCUCCAGCGAAGUGGCUCCGAUGGCGAAAAACACUCUUUCGUCGCGAUUCAGGAAACUCGACAUAGAUGAAUUUGAUGAGAACAAAUUCGUGGAUGAUCACGAUGAGGCUGUCGACAAUCAAGGACCCGACGGCUCGGAGAUAGACAACCUCAUCAGGCAAGGCGACAUGAUGACAGCUUUUCACAUUGCUCUCCGGAACCCUCCUCUCAACACUAAGAAUCCAGCAAUAAAGGAAAGGGCUCUGGCAAUAGUGCUGAGAGUGUUGACGUCAUUCAAGUCCAGCGAUAUCGAGCCAGCUGUCAAGUCGCUAGACAGAAGCGGGGUGGACCUGCUUAUGAAGUACAUAUAUAGAGGCUUCGAGAAGCCCUCUGACAAUAGCAGUGCCAUUCUCCUACAGUGGCACGAAAAGGCUUUCGCAGUUGGGGGCUUAGGGUCAAUCGUAAGAGUUCUGACCGCCCGAAAGACGGUUUGAGGGGACGUGCUUUAUCACAUGGAGCAUCUCCUGCAUGACCACUGACAAGAGUGACUGCCUUCUGUAUAAGGGAAAGUAGCUUAUAAUUACAAUACAUUUCUUCCUGAGAAUAAAACCCCUUACACUACAUAAGUUAAAGACAAAAAAACAAACAAAGGGAGCAUUAUUUUCUGUUAGAAAAUAUUUAGCUGUAACUAAGGAAAUUGAUACAUGUUCAUGUAUAGGAUUAUCAUUUUUACCUAAUCACGAGGUUGUCGUUCUUUCACCAUUGCAUUUCUGUUUUAAUAUUCAUAAGUAUCCGCAUGUUUCUUUGAGGGUGGGGGAAGGAAGAGUUUCCCUAAUGACAUGAACAUGGCAGGUAAAAGGCUGUGCAUCAACUGUUACUUGGUACCAACGGUACCUUUAUACCAGUGUGUGUGUGUGUUGUGUGAGCUUGCGAGUAUGUCCUUUGGCUCACAUCAGUGUUGAAUAUUUAGAUUUGUUUUUCUCAUUGUCAGUUUUGUACAGACAAAAGUACAUUUAAUAUAAAGAGAUUCAAUUAAUUGAUGGGUGGGGGAUUUCAUUGUAAAGUGCCUGCUGCAAUAAAACUCAUGGAUCAUCUUAACUGGGAACAA
Messenger RNA from Salvelinus namaycush (lake trout), 1371 nucleotides. RefSeq names its product actin-related protein 2/3 complex subunit 5-like protein. The coding region runs from base 305 to 757 and encodes 150 amino acids. NCBI's taxonomy places the organism in Eukaryota, Metazoa, Chordata, Actinopteri, Salmoniformes, Salmonidae. The record is from RefSeq and is a predicted model, not a curated record. Gene Ontology annotation, biological process: Arp2/3 complex-mediated actin nucleation; cell migration; regulation of actin filament polymerization. The transcript is spliced from 4 exons. Gene Ontology annotation, cellular component: cytoplasm; Arp2/3 protein complex; actin cytoskeleton. Gene Ontology annotation, molecular function: actin filament binding.